UGUGCUGAAGUCAAACAAAGAACAAACCAAUUAAUCAUCCCAUUGUUUUCUCGGGGUUUGGGAAUUUUCUCCAAGUUUAAGCUUAAUUAAUCUUUGAUCAUUCAUUCACUUCAUUUUUUUUUAGUUAAUUGAUCUCCCGCAUUAAUCUUAAUUCAUACAUAUAUAGAUACUUGUGUGUGUACAUAUGUAUAUGCCGAUAUGUUGUCAUUUCACCACGUAGCAGUAGUGCCAAUGUCUAAAUCCUCAUUUAUCAGAGCAGAGCAAUCCUGGGCUCCGGAUCUCACCGCCGACCGUACGAUUCCCGUCGGUAGCGCCGCCAUUCGCCGCCGAGACCUUGUAUUCGUUGUGAAUCCUCGAGGGGCUAAUGGAAGUACUGGUAACGAAUGGAAGAAAUUAUUGCCAUACCUAAGGUCUCGCCUUGGAAAAGAAUGUAAUAUAUGCGAGUCUAUGACUUCAGGGCCUUGCCAUGCUAUUGACAUAACAAGGGAGGCAAUACGCGAGGGUGUUGAUGCUGUGAUUGCUGUUGGGGGUGAUGGAACUCUUCACGAGGUUGUUAAUGGCUUCUUCUGGGGUGGUAAACCUGUUUCUAGUCAUGAUCUGAAGGAUGGGCAUAAAACUGCACUUGGUCUUAUCCCUUUAGGAACUGGAUCUGAUUUCGCCAGAACGCUUGACUGGAAAAAUGAUCCUCGUGAUGCUGUAGAACGCAUUGCUAAUGGUAAUUUAUGAGCUGCACUAAUUAGCCAUUGAUUUGAUUUACUACCAAAAUUUUUAAUCUUAUUUAGCCAUUGCUAAAGGUAUCUUUUGUCUUCUUCUUCUCCCUCCUCCUCCUCCUCCUCCAGUGCAAAGGCUGGUUUUUAUGCAUCAAGAUACAAGAAAUUUGGAAAUCUCUGUUAUGUCAUUGGUGCUCUGCAAGCCUUUUCUGGUCACCAAAACCAGGACUUCAAAAUCAAGGUUGAUGAUGGUGAUUGGGAAGCAUACUCCCAGGUAACAGCACUUUGUGUUGGAAAUGCAAAAUUUUUUGGUGGCGGAAUGAAGAUUACUCCAAAUGCCUACCCCUCUAGCAGGGAUUUCGAGGUGGUUAUUCUUCAGGACUUCAAAUGGUAUGACUUCAUCCUCAAAUUGCACAAGCUAUACAAUGGGACACACCUGUCAGUAAAAAAUGUAUCUUCAAGAAGAGCACGAUCGAUAGAAGUUGAAGAGAUUACCAAUAGUGGCAGCAUCUAUGUCCAGUCAGAUGGGGAACAUUUAGGGUUUCUUCCAAGGAAAUUUACCAUCUUACCUGGUGCUGUUGAGAUGAUAUGCUAAUCCCAGACCAAGAGCAUUCAUGUUUCAUUGAAAUUGAAAACAAUGGUUUUAGAUUCCCCCCACAAUCAUAGUUUGGUAAUUGGUGUCAAGCAGAAUUAACAUCACAACGAAGCAGCGUAACCAAGAAUCUGAGAUAAGGAAGUUUGGCACAUUGAAGUGGAGUAUAAGGCCGGUUCUGGUGCUUCGAAUGUAUGAGUUAGGUUGUAAGAUAACAUUUCUGCAAUGGUCGAAAGGAAAGGGGCAAAUGGAUGAAAUAAACGAGAUUCUCAGUGCUUCACUUUCUUAGUCCACUUUAAGGAAUUGAAUUGGGUAUUUCUUCUUCAUGUAGCAUCUUAUUCUAUGGGUUUCUUCAGCAAUUUUGAUUGUGAGCGGUGAAUCUUGUGAGGCAAGAAAAUAAGGUUCUGAAAUAUCUUGACAGAAUGAAUUGUGAAUUUUAUUUAGCUUUUUCUACUUAUGAAAGUGUUAAGUUGGAUUUAGAGUAGAAUAGGCCAGUCCUGAUACCUAUUAUCCGACUCUUUGAAGUUGAAUGAUUAUAUCUGUCCCUAUUCUACUGACUCUCGAAUCUGUUACACCGACCAACUUAAGGGGAAAGUUGGAACCAGUUUAGCGUAGAUCCUUUGAAAGUCAAGUGGGGGAAUGAUGUAUGUAUAUAUAUGCUGAAAAGUAAGAUUAACUGUUUAUAUACGGAUUGAAGAUGCUCGAAACAUAUAAACUCUCUACAUGUAUGGUAAUUUGGCGAGUUGGAUUAGAUGGCACUUGAUAGUAUUGAGAGAUAAGAAAUUCAAAUUUGUUUUCGUGGACAGUUUAAUGAUACAUUCCAAAUGUACAUAGUUAUUGCGCUUUGAA
Molecule: messenger RNA, 2151 nt
Organism: Olea europaea var. sylvestris
Lineage: Eukaryota; Viridiplantae; Streptophyta; Magnoliopsida; Lamiales; Oleaceae
Product: sphingoid long-chain bases kinase 2, mitochondrial
Exons: 10
Biological process (GO): protein insertion into mitochondrial inner membrane
Cellular component (GO): TIM22 mitochondrial import inner membrane insertion complex
Molecular function (GO): kinase activity
Source: RefSeq, a predicted model, not a curated record